AUGUGUCGAUUCCUGAUCUAUAAAGGUCGAAAUGAGAUUCGUCUCAGCAAGUUGGUCACCGAGCCAAGCCAUUCGAUCCUCACUCAAUCCUACGAUUCUCGUCUGAGACUGGACAACCGCCGUCCUGUCAACGGAGACGGAUUUGGCGUAGGAUUCUACACAGAUCCCAAACUGGGACCAGAGCCAUGCAUUUUCACUUCAACAUUGCCCGCCUGGAACUGCGAUAAUCUAGAGCGACUCGCCGCAAAAACAUGCUCCAAUCUCGUUUUUGCGCACGUACGUGCAAGCACUGAAGGCGCACUUGCUGAGAAUAAUUGCCAUCCAUUCCAGCAUCACUCUCUGAUGUGGAUGCACAACGGUAGCAUCAGCGCAUGGAACUAUAUCAAGCGUUCCCUGGGAGAUUCUCUCACUGACAAAUGGUUUUUGAGCGUGAAGGGCGGCACGGACAGCGAAUGGUCUUUCGCCCUGUUUCUCGAUCUACUUGAAAAAGAAGGGGUGGAUCCCAGCUCCGAUCCUGGCCCGGAAGGAUUCGGACAGGCACUUCUACGCCGUGUGUUGAUGAAGACAAUUGCUAGGAUCAACGAGCUGGUUCGGAACCAGAACAUUACUGGAGUCGAAACUCGUUCUUUGUUGAACUUUGCUGUGACAGAUGGCCAUACCGUUGUUUGCACUCGGUACGUCAGCAGCAAAACGGACGAGCCUGCUAGUUUGUACUUCUCUUCUGGCACGAAAUGGAAGGAGGGUGAAACUCCAGGACACUUCAAGAUGGAGCGACACGAUAAGGGCGCUGAUAUUGUCCUCGUGGCCAGUGAACCUAUCACCUUUGAACGACACAACUGGGUGUCUGUCCCAACCAACUCCGUUGUCACCAUUCACAAUCAGACGGUGAUGCUUCACCCCAUUCUCGAUGAAUUCUAUGGCGAGAAUCUUAAUCAUGACCGCUCUUCCUGCUUUGCUGUAUCCAAGGGUCUUGUCAGCACAGCCCCCGGGACCACUGUUCCACCGGCGGAUUCUAAGGACCCUUGCGCUCCUGCAGUAGCUAGAAAUCUCACAGAGAAGCCUGCAGUCCAGCCAUGCCACUAA
This is a messenger RNA of Penicillium soppii, 1083 nucleotides long. Its product is annotated as glutamine amidotransferase subunit DUG3. Bases 1 to 1083 code for a protein of 360 amino acids. The transcript has 4 exons. The record is from RefSeq and is a predicted model, not a curated record. NCBI's taxonomy places the organism in Eukaryota, Fungi, Ascomycota, Eurotiomycetes, Eurotiales, Aspergillaceae.